AUGCGUUUCCUUUCCCUUGCGUUAUCGUCUCUUGUUUUAUUUCCAGGCGUCUUCGGGGCUUCAGCUCUGUCUUCCAAGCACACCAAGCAUGUGAGACAAAAAGGUUGCAGCAACAGCCCCUCAAAUCGGGCGUGCUGGAGUGACGAUUUUGACAUCUCUACCAACUACUAUGAGAAGGUGCCUGAUACUGGCGUGGUGCGCGAGUACUGGUUCAAUGUUGAAAAUACCACUGCGGCCCCAGAUGGCGUUGAAAUGCCGGUUCAACUCAUCAACGGUUCUUUUCCGGGCCCAACCAUCAUAGCUGAUUGGGGUGACACUGUCGUUGUGCAUGUGAAGAACUCGCUACAGAACAACGGCACCGGUUUACAUUUCCAUGGUAUUCGUCAGAACUGGACAGAUGCCAUGGAUGGUGUGCCGAGCAUUACUCAAUGCCCUAUUGCACCGGGGGAUUCCUUUACUUACCGUUGGCGUGCAGUUGAGUAUGGCACUGGCUGGUAUCAUUCUCAUUUCUACGUCCAGGCUUGGGACGGUGUCUUUGGUGGAAUUCAGAUCAACGGCCCAGCAACCGCGAAUUACGACGUCGAUCUGGGACACGUCUUUUUAAAUGAUUGGUAUCAUACUACCGCUGAUCAGCUCGUCCUUCAAGCGGCUACUGGAGGACCCCCCACAGCCCCAAAUGGUCUUAUAAAUGGAACGAACACCUGGGGAACCCAAGGUUUUCGCUUCUCCACAGCCUUUGAGGCUGGUAAAAGAUACCGAAUGCGCCUGGUUAAUGCCGCGGCUGAUCAGCAUUUCCGUUUCAUGAUUGACGGACACCAGCUUGAGGUCAUCGCGACUGACUUUGUACCAAUUGUGCCCUACAACACAACGAACCUUAGUAUUGGUAUGGGCCAGAGGUAUGAUGUCAUUGUCACGGCAAAGCGAUUGACGAGCGGAAAUUUCUGGUUAAGAGCUAUUCCUCAAACAGCUUGCUCAGAGACCGAUGCAACCGACAAGGUCAAGGGUAUCAUUCGGUACGACAACUCUUCCACUGCGGACCCUACCACCUCGGCCUACAGCUACACUGACUCCUGUGCGGACGAGGAACCAUCUAACCUUGUCCCCUAUCUUCCCAUCGAUGCCUCUAGCACUUACGCCUACAGCAAGGAGGAGAACGUCGAAGUUCAAGUCACUGACAACGCCCUCCUAUGGCUGAUGAACAAAACUUCAUUCCACACAGAAUGGGAAUACCCGUCUCUACUCCAAAUCUCCGAAGGUAACCGGACAUGGUUGGAUAAGCAGCGCGUCAUUCACCUACCUGGUGCAGACGAAUGGGUAUACAUGGCUAUCCAUUCCCCUUUUGCCCAAGACCACCCAAUGCAUCUUCAUGGACAUGAUUUCUGGGUUCUCGGCUCUGGAUAUGGAAAUUUCGAUUCGUCCAUGACCAAUGGCCUCACCCUAGUCAACGCCCCCCGAAGAGAUGUUGUAAUGCUGCCUGCGAGCGGAUAUGUGGUGAUUGCCAUCAAGACUAACAACCCUGGUGUCUGGCUGAUGCAUUGUCAUAUUGCGUGGCACACUUCUGAGGGUUUUGCCGUUCAAAUUUUAGAGCGAAUCACGGACAUCACAUUUGAUCACGACUCGCUUAACUCCACUUGCGCAAAUUGGAAGAGCUAUGUCGCCGCGAAGGAUGUCAACCAGUAUGACUCGGGUGUUUAA
Molecule: messenger RNA, 1695 nt
Organism: Penicillium brasilianum
Lineage: Eukaryota; Fungi; Ascomycota; Eurotiomycetes; Eurotiales; Aspergillaceae
Source: the annotation of a GenBank genome assembly